AUGCAAAGGUGUUAUAAGUUGUUUAUUCAUAUUACAAAAUCGAUUCGUCAGGGUUUUGUCUUUCGUUUAAUAGCUCAAACACUUUUUCAGGCUCAUUGCUUAUGCACGGUUUCAACAACAAAUAAGCAGGCAUGCAUGAAUGUAGCAUGCAGAAGUGCAUGCGCUGCAGUAAAUGUGGAUUUAAUGUUGGCAACUUGUGAGAUAUUUCAGCAUCUGAAACAAUUAUCGAAUGUUUCUGGAUGA
Brugia pahangi is the source of this 243-nucleotide messenger RNA. The record is from the annotation of a GenBank genome assembly. Lineage: Eukaryota; Metazoa; Nematoda; Chromadorea; Rhabditida; Onchocercidae.